This is a messenger RNA of Hibiscus syriacus, 2171 nucleotides long. Its product is annotated as LEAF RUST 10 DISEASE-RESISTANCE LOCUS RECEPTOR-LIKE PROTEIN KINASE-like 1.2. Bases 28 to 1971 code for a protein of 647 amino acids. Gene Ontology annotation, molecular function: polysaccharide binding; protein kinase activity; ATP binding. The record is from RefSeq and is a predicted model, not a curated record. NCBI's taxonomy places the organism in Eukaryota, Viridiplantae, Streptophyta, Magnoliopsida, Malvales, Malvaceae. The transcript is spliced from 4 exons. Gene Ontology annotation, biological process: protein phosphorylation.
CAAUUGUUUCACCAAAUUCCACCACGCAUGGAUGCCUUCUUCCUUUCACCCAUUUCCUUCUCCCUCUUCUCCCUCUGUAUCUUUACAGUUUUCCAAGUGUGUUGCGCCAACCACGAUAUCCACUUUACUUCAUGCGCUCCAUUCGACUGUGGAACCAUUAGGAAUAUUUCUUAUCCUUUCUGGACCGACCAUCUUCAUCGACCUUCCUAUUGCGGCUAUGGGGAUGAAGGGUAUAAGCUGGAGUGCAUGGAGAAUGAGCCCCCUGUUUUGACCCUCAGUUCCCAACGAUUUCGAGUGCUGAAUCUCAAUGCGUCUUUCGGUUUGCUCACAAUCCAACGAGUGGAUUUAAACACUUGUCCUCGGGAGAUACUGAUAACCGAUGCUUUUAAUUACUCUUUUAGCGCUGAAAACAUUACUCUGUUUUACGGCUGUAGACUCAGGGGAUUACAACCAUUCAGUUGCACAAGGGACGGAAGAGAAGCGUCCCCUGUGUUCGUUGUUGAUGAAAAUGAAUGUGAUGGUAGUACUGAAAAAGUCGAAAUUCCAGUUGGGAAACAGGCUUUUCAUGAUCUGAUCAACGGAAUCACCUCUGUGAAUGAAAGUUUACUUCAACCGUUUAACAUGAGAUACUUUGCAUACGAAGAAUACUGCAAACUAUGCAAGGAUUCCGGCGGAAGAUGUGGAUCCAACGAAACUGUAUCCUCAGCAUUUGUCUGCUAUUGUCGUGAUCAUCCACAUAUAUUGCGUUGCGACCAUCACGGGAAUAGUUUUAACUUGCCAAGAAAGCUUGCAAUCGGUUUUGGAGCGGCUGCCGGAGGCAUAAUAAUAUCGAGCAUUGCUUUCUACUUCUGGUUGCGUCGCCAUCGUGGAAAGAACUCCUUUAACUCAUCUUAUCACAGCUCUUUCAUGAUGGAUCCUGAGAAGAGCAAUAGCUUGGCUGGUGUCCCACUCUUCACCUAUAAAGAACUUGAAAAAGCUACCAACAAUUUCGAUUCGAAUAAGGAACUCGGUGAUGGAGGCUUUGGAACUGUUUAUCAUGGCAAACUUCGAGAUGGACGUGCUGUUGCGGUUAAACGCUUGUAUGAAAACAACUACAAGAGAGUUGAGCAAUUCAUGAAUGAAGUCUCGAUCCUAACUCGAUUGCGCCAUCAAAAUCUCGUAUCGCUUUAUGGAUGCACCUCUCGUCAAAGUAGAGAACUCUUGCUUGUAUAUGAAUAUGUUCCUAACGGAACUGUUGCUGAUCACCUUCAUGGACAACGAGCUAAAUCCGGUGCACUCUCUUGGUUCAUUCGCUUAGAUAUAGCCAUAGAGACUGCAUAUGCAUUGAGCUAUCUCCAUGCUUCUGAUACCAUCCACCGUGACGUAAAAACCAACAAUAUUCUCCUUGAUAACAAUUUCAGUGUUAAGGUUGCCGAUUUCGGACUGUCUCGUCUUUUCCCAACAGAUGUUACACAUGUUUCCACUGCUCCACAAGGGACUCCCGGUUAUGUCGAUCCCGAAUACCACCAGUGCUACCAGCUUACCAACAAGAGUGAUGUGUUUAGCUUCGGGGUUGUACUGAUUGAGCUAAUAUCAUCAAAACCAGCCGUUGACAUCACGAGGCACCGGCAGGAGAUCAACUUGUCGAACCUGGCUAUCAAUAAGAUUAAAAACCGAGCAUUACAUGAGCUAGUAGAUCCAUCGCUAGGGUUUGAAUCGGACAACAAGGUUAGGAAAACAAUAACAGGUGUAGCAGAGGUGGCAUUCCAGUGCCUGCAGAGCGAGAGAGACAUGAGGCCGACCAUGGCACAAGUGUUGGAUGCUCUAUUGCGUAUACAAAGUGAGGAUUACAGUAAAGCAAAGACCGAGGAGAUGGAUAUUUCGGAAGACGAAGUCGUGUUGUUGAAGAGUGGACAACUGCCACAUUCUCCAGAUUGUGUAAUGGUAAAAUGGCCUAGCUCUUCUACGACACAGUCAACUAGUACCAGUUAACCGAAUUCAGUAAAUUUAGAGGCAUAUACUAAAAUGACACUGUCAAUCCAUCCUAUACUGAGAUAUUGGCGAAUGUAAUGGGAUGACAAUAUUAUGUAGGAUAAGUGGCGUAUGAAAAUGUCAGUUUUGGCACCAAAAUUAUCAGCUGAUUCUUGCUUUUUGAUUAAUCAGUUGCAUGAAUAAAGAAACCGAUUGUUUAA